CGUCAUCAACGAGUCAAGCCUGCACUGGAAUUGGAUGACACAUUUGUUUUGAAGUAUCCGCCGGCUGCCACUGGCUAGAUAAGGAGAUGUGUCAAAAUCCUCCCUUCAAAAACACAUAUUGACGUAUACAAUCAUUUCUAUAUACACACAUGUAAUGUAUACAGAAAAAUUGUUGUUCAUAGAUUUUCAUGAAGAACCUAAACCUCAAAUUACAGAAAACCCUAGUUUUCAAGCACCGGCUAGUGAUUCUUUCUGCAAUCUGAAUCGCCAUCAUCAUCAACAUCCAAGGCUGCAUGAGUAGUCAGGUAGUACAGCACAAGUUGGGCUUCAAGGCAUCAGGAGUGUUCUUGAAGUUGAAGCAAAAACAAGAAUCAUGGGUCUCGUCAUCAUUUCUCACCCGCCAUCAACAACACUCUUCAAUCUCUCUCCUCAAGCUCAUGCUCCAUCGCCGUCGCCUCCUUCUCGAAUUCGAUUCCACUUCUCUACUCGUCGACGGUUGAAAUCCCAAUUCACCUCUCCUCCCAGGCUUGAAAUAUUUAAUUCAAGAUGUUCACUAACAAAUACUGAUGUCUUCAAUGACGUUGCCACUGACGAGGAAGUUCAUGAAGAACUUCCAACUGCUGCUUCAAAUUGUUCAGUCCCGAUUGUUCAUCUCAAAUCUGAUAUUCUUGAUACUGAAUCGCUGAAUUUACUGGCUGAAAGCACUUAUGUGGAUACUCUUUUAACAGCAUUGCCAGUUUUAACAGAAGAGGAGCAGAAUGUCCUUGCUGCAACUCCUGCCCAUCCUGCAGGACUGUAUGCCUUGUAUGUUAGUUGCAUAGCUGGGAAUCUGGUGGAACAGCUUUGGAAUUUUGCUUGGCCUGCUGCCAUUGCAUUGCUACAUCCAAGCCUACUCCCAGUGGCAGUCAUGGGUUUUGUUGCAAAGCUUGCAGUAAUUAUCGGAGGCCCUUUGGUUGGCAAACUUAUGGAUCAUUUUCCAAGAGUAACUGCAUAUAAUUGUUUGACUCUUGUCCAGGCAGCUGCUCAGUUGUUAUCUGUUGGAAUGAUAAUUCGUGCCCAUACUGCUCAUCCCACUUUCUCAUCAUCUGUGCUUCUUCGUCCUUGGUUUAUUGUGCUAGUAUUAGCUGGGGCAGUUGAGAGGCUAUCUGGAUUGGCACUGGGGGUUGCAAUGGAGCGUGAUUGGGUCGUGCUGUUAGCAGGAACAAAUCGGCCAAUUGCUCUUGCGCAAGCAAAUGCUGUUCUAAGUCGAAUUGAUCUACUCUGUGAGAUUGCAGGAGCAUCACUUUUUGGAAUUCUUCUAUCUAAAUAUGACCCCGUGACCUGCUUGAAGCUCGCUGCUGGUCUAAUGAUAUGGGCAUUGCCUAUUGUGGUUGUUCUCACAUGGUUAACCAACAAACUUUCGACCGGGGUUCUUGACCGUGCUAAGUGCCCACAAACUUGCUGCAGAAGUGCCACUGGUGCACCUGUUCCGGAUGUUGAGAAUCUAGUGGAAAUGAGUGUUGAAGCUAUCAAGCAUGGGUGGGUUGAAUACAUGCAGCAGCCAGUUCUUCCUGCAAGCCUAGCAUAUGUGCUUCUCUACUUUAAUGUUGUUCUGGCUCCUGGUGGAUUGAUGACGGCAUUUCUAACACAGCAUGGUUUAAAUCCAUCAAUCAUUGGGGGCUUCAGUGGAUUAUGUGCUUUCAUGGGUGUGGCAGCAACUUUUUUAUCUGCAAAUUUGGUCAAGCGACUUGGCAUUUUAAAGGCUGGAGCAGUUGGACUAGUGUUACAGGCUUCACUUCUUACCGUAGCCGUUGCUGUUUAUUGGAGUGGAUCUCUCUCUCAGCAGACCCCACUUCUAUUUUUCUUGUGUUUGAUCGUAUUGUCAAGGUUGGGACACAUGUCAUAUGAUGUUGUUGGGGCGCAGAUUCUUCAAACUGGUAUCCCAGCAUCUAAAGCAAAUCUAAUUGGGACAACAGAAGUUUCUGUCGCUAGUUUGGCAGAGUCUGUAAUGUUUGGAGUUGCAAUAAUUGCAAACGACGUUUCACAUUUUGGAAUUCUUGCGAUGCUGUCACUUCUAUCUGUGGUUGGGGCAGCAUGGUUGUUCUGCCGAUGGUUGGUGAAUCCUACCGAUGCACAAAGAAAUCUUUUCUCUUUUGACCGUCGGUUUUAAUUUUUAAUUUGCACAGGUGCUAAUUUAACUUGUAUUGACUGAAGCGUAGAUAGGUUUACACGCCGCCCUUUUCUUUGUCAACAACCAUCCAUUUAAAAGAAGGCCAAGGUAUAUGGGGUGAUUUUGUUCAUAUUGGAUUUGUUAGUAUAACAGGAGAAAUUAUAAUUCCGUAAGCUAAGUCAAAUCAUUUUACGCUUUUACGCGAAUAAUUUUCAUUUUUCUUUAUAUUGUAAAUUGGUGUUGUAAAAAUUCUCAGCAAAAGAUGGGAAGGCCAUUGCCCCCAUUAUUACUGUUAACAAAGUUGAAAAACUAUCUCAAUUCAUUAGAUAAGUGGCUCAUCUUACAUGUAA
Molecule: messenger RNA, 2499 nt
Organism: Cornus florida
Lineage: Eukaryota; Viridiplantae; Streptophyta; Magnoliopsida; Cornales; Cornaceae
Product: solute carrier family 40 member 3, chloroplastic
Exons: 15
Coding region: 374-2149 (591 amino acids)
Biological process (GO): iron ion transmembrane transport
Cellular component (GO): membrane
Molecular function (GO): iron ion transmembrane transporter activity
Source: RefSeq, a predicted model, not a curated record